AUGUCGGCCUUUAACGAUUACUGCGUUGUUUGUGAAACGUUGAUCAAAAGCUCUACCAGCAGCAGACUGUACUGCUCGUCGGCGUGCUGCCAGCAGGAUCUGAACUCCAAACGACGCAAAAGCGCAGUGGAAGAGCUCGUGGCCACCCCGCAGCUUUGUCCGCUCGAUCUCGACGCAGGUUGCGAUUCUGAAGACGAAGAGCUUUCAGAUCUCGACUAUAAGGCCACCGUUCCAACCACAGUCAGCACCCCACGGUCUGGCCAAAAAGAACCCGCUUGGAACGGGUAUUUUUCACUCGCUUCAGAACCAUCAUUGGACCACACCGCGGAAAACAACUAUCGUCUAUGGCUUAACGCUCAAGACGCUUAG
This is a messenger RNA of Lachancea lanzarotensis, 369 nucleotides long. RefSeq names its product LALA0S10e03510g1_1. Bases 1 to 369 code for a protein of 122 amino acids. The record is from RefSeq and is a predicted model, not a curated record. NCBI's taxonomy places the organism in Eukaryota, Fungi, Ascomycota, Saccharomycetes, Saccharomycetales, Saccharomycetaceae. The transcript has a single exon.